AUGCGUCCCGGUCGACUGGGAGCAGCUGCUCAGUUUGCAGAGCUGAACAAAUGGGCAGCAGUCGGUGACGUGCGAGCUGCCCGAACAGCUUUUGAUGAGCUGCGGCCAUGCGUGCCUCCGAAGCGGCAAACCUUCUUGUGGAACACUAUGCUGAAGGCACAUGCCAUUGCCGGUGACAUCAAUGGAGCAUCUGCUCACUUUUCCGCCAUGCGCUCCCAGAGGGUGGCAGUGACAAGCCGGACCUUGGGGAAGUUAAUCAGGUGCGCUGCAGAGGCCCGGCGGCCGGAGCAGGCGGUGCAGUUCCUGGAGCAAGGUUCAGGACAAGGGGUGUGUGAAAGCUUGAUAGCCUACACCUCCGUGGUCGAUGCAUUUGCGAAGGCAGGGCAGCCUGCAGAGGCAGAAGCGUGGCUCAGGCAAAUGAAGUCAAAAGGCCUGCGCCCAGACGCGGUGGUCUUCUCUGCGGUUUGCAUGGGCUACUCGCGCCUGGGGCAGGGGGCGGAGGCGGCGCGCUGCCUGGAGAUGAUGCUGGCAGAAGGCCACGGCGCCAGCACCGAGACCGUGGGCGCCGUGGCCAGCGCCUGGGCCCGCGCCGGCGAGGCGCAGAAGGCGGCCGCGUGGCUGCGGGAGAUGGGCAAGAUGCAGUUGCAGCCCUCUUCAGAGACUCUGGCUGCUGUCCUCGCUGGCUGCUCCAAGAGCGAUCCCCAGACUUGCCUGGCCUUGGGUGAAAGCAAUAGUGGUGGACGAACCGUGGCUUUUGGCGCCUUGGAAGCGCCUUCGCAGCAUCUCCACAGUGCGCUGGUCGCCGCUUCUGCCAGAAGUGGUGAUCUGCAGCAGGCCGAAGCCAAGCUACAGGAAAUGGAGCAGUCAAAGCUGCAGCCCAAUCUCAUUACAUACACUUCUCUGAUCGAUGGCUGCGCGCGGCGUGGGGAUGCCGCUGGUGCUGUGCGUUGGCUGCAGGAGCUGCGGCAACGAGGUUUGUCCCCAAACACUGUCACUUACACUUCGCUGAUCAAGUGCUCUGCAAAGUUUGGUGACCUGCCUGGUGCUGUGCGCUGGCUUCAAGAAAUGACAAGCAAUGAGCUGACACCUGAUGCUAUGGCCUACACAGCCGUGAUCCACUGCAGUGCCAAGAAGGGUAACGUGGAUGAUGCCACGGCUUGGUUCAAAAGGAUGCUUGAGAAUGGCCUGAAGGCUGACUACGUCACCUACACUGCGCUCAUCAACGCCUGUGCGAAGCGCAGCGACGUGACUGGGGCAACGGCCUGGCUGCGGGAGAUCCUGGACCAGCAGCUGCAGCCGAACGUGGUGGCCUUCUCUGCCGCGCUCAAGGCAAGAUGGGGCAAGCACAUCACAGGAAUUCCUUGUGGCUUGCAGGGCCCGACCCAGAGGGCAGUGGCCUGCUGCCACAGCCGCAGCUUCCAACGCCUCAUGGCCAAGCGGUCAUCAACCGAGCCGCUUGGAGACCUGGGGCUCGAGGACGGCCGCUGCGAAAACCUCUUUCAGCUGGAGAAGUUGGAUUCAGAGAGGCUCUGCCACAAAGCCUGCGCGGAAGAUCCUCGCUGCCCCUUAGCCCGGCAUUUUGGGCUUUUUGGCCAUGAGAAACGCCCGGUGUGGCAAUUCAGCGCGCGGGGUUGUUGGAUCGGCUUUGGCAUCGACUGCGAGCGUCCGGGCGGCAGCUUCGAGGCGGGCGUGGCGGCGCAGCGCCUGCUGCAUGGCUCGGUGUACGUCGUGGGGGAGCUGGUGGGGGUGAAGCUGGAGAACCUCUUCAGACUGGAGCCUGAAGCAUUUGAUUCCUUGAGCAUUGAGCGAUGCAAAGCGUGGUGCUACUCGAGCAUUGCAUGCCAGUAUUGGCAAUUCUCUGAAACUCAAGGCUGCUUCGUGGAUGCGCCAAUGCUCAGCAAGACGCUUGUGCCAUAUCCACUAACUACUGCAGCACUGGCGAGCGGAACUCCUGAGUCAAGCAACAUGAUCGCAGGUGAGUACAUCCACCACUACUGCCCAAACAGAACCGCUUCAGAUGUCGACGAUGGUUUCGCUGCGCAGGUGCCGGCAAAUCUAGCAGUUCCGACGCAUUUGGAUGGACCACGUGUGUGGCCCUGGGUUGUUCUCAGCCUUCUUCUCACACUCGUGCUGAUGAUUGCGGCUUUUGCCUUCUACUCUGUCAUAUGGAAGCGCCGUGACACUGCCCGACGCCCGCUUGCACGCCGGGCCAUGGACGAGACUGUUGCAGAUGCGCGGCCAAAUGUGCAGUUCACCCCUGUGCAGGUUGCGCCUGUGCAAGCGGCGCCUUCGCCGGCGUGUGCGCGUGCGACAGAUGCCCUCCAGGCGCAGCAGCUGCUGAAGGAUAUGGCGAGACACGCUGUACAGCCCAACGUCAUCUCCUACACCUCUGCGAUUGAGGUUUGUGCUAAGAGCUGGCCAAGGCAGAAGGAGGAGGCGGAGAGCCUUUUCCGGGAACUGCUGCGGAAGGGUGUCCAGCCCGACACGAAACUGAUGCGCACAAUGAUGCGGGCAGUCGGCAUGACCCAUUGCAUGGAGCUCUGUCGUGAACUGGGAGUAGUGGAUGCCGCGGUGGACGCCCUGGCAGCUUCAUUUCCUGGCGCGGGCGCAGAAAAAGCCUAA
This is a messenger RNA of Effrenium voratum, 2622 nucleotides long. NCBI's taxonomy places the organism in Eukaryota, Dinophyceae, Suessiales, Symbiodiniaceae. The record is from the annotation of a GenBank genome assembly.